Molecule: messenger RNA, 1201 nt
Organism: Fomitopsis serialis
Lineage: Eukaryota; Fungi; Basidiomycota; Agaricomycetes; Polyporales; Fomitopsidaceae
Product: checkpoint protein Hus1/Mec3
Exons: 7
Coding region: 1-858 (285 amino acids)
Biological process (GO): mitotic intra-S DNA damage checkpoint signaling; double-strand break repair via homologous recombination; mitotic DNA replication checkpoint signaling
Cellular component (GO): checkpoint clamp complex; site of double-strand break; nucleolus
Source: RefSeq, a predicted model, not a curated record
AUGCGCUUUCGCGCAAACAUCGAGCAUGUCAACACUUUCUAUAAAAUCAGCCAGGCAGUAGAGAAAUUGCAGAAGCGCUGCAUCAUCAAGUUUAGCGAGAACGAGAUGCACAUCAUCUGCAAAAUGAGGCGGGCGAGGGCGGCGUCCAAGUGUGGUCGUCCCUCCCUGUUCACAGACUACCGCAUACAGUCGAACGCGAACAACGAAUCUAUUUGUCGCUCUCCACGGAGGCAUGCGGCCGCGCUCAGGUCAGCAGCGGCACCGUCGGGUCAGCAGGCUGCGCUUGCGGCAGAUGCGGAGGUGGUUAUGAAGUGCGCUUGCGAAGAAGGACGAGGUUGCGGUCUGACGUUCGAGAUCGCGACGACGACACGGAUGGGCCGGUACGUCCGGAUGCGCACGACGUCCGAUCGAGUCCUGAAACUUCAAGACGUGGGCCGGCUCAAGGAGCCAUGUGCCCUGAGCCUGAGGUGCAUAUAUUCUCCCCCCCUUGCGAAGCUGCGCGCCGUCGUGGAGCGUAUGCGCCCGCUCGCGGCGGACGUGAUCGGUAUCAGAGCCAACUUGUCGGGGUGCUUGCAGCUGUGCGCCCAGACCGACAACUCGCGCGUAGACGUGUCGUGGAACGGGCUGUCUAAUCCCAGAUGGGAUCCGGACAACUCGGACGCGCGCGACCCGACGACGCUGUACGGUGUUCUCGUGUCUCUCAGGAGCCUCCAGAAGUUCCUGAGCAGUCACGUCGUGUCGACGACGACCAUCGCGUGCAUAUGCCAGAACCACUGCAUCAUACUGUAUGUGUACAUCGGCGAGAUGGCGGAGGCAGGUGGCAUCCUGACGUUCUACAUCCCGGCUAUCAUCGAGUGACCUCGCCACCUCCGCGCGUUUCUUGUCCUCCGCGUUUCGGAUCUUGAGUGAUCAUCCACCGUCUGUUUCUGUUGUUGGUGCUCGCCCCAUCGUGAUAUCCGCCUGCUGUAUCUAUAGCUUCCUCUCGCUGCUGUGGGCGUGCUCGCCCGUUGUACUAGCUUCAUCCGUUGUCGCAUCCCAUCGACUCCUAGGACUCGGCGCGGGAUGCCAGUAUACUUGACUGUGCCACCGCAUCGCUCUACUCGGGAUUCGCAGACAGCCUCGUCCGCACACGCCUAAUUCGUUUAACCCUGGGCUACAUGACAGUCUCGUCAUCUAUAAUGAAAUAUGACCUGACAUGAGA